Molecule: messenger RNA, 1755 nt
Organism: Darwinula stevensoni
Lineage: Eukaryota; Metazoa; Arthropoda; Ostracoda; Podocopida; Darwinulidae
Source: the annotation of a GenBank genome assembly
UGACUCUAGAAUGGAAUUAUUUGUUGGGAAAAACUCCAUUUCAUAUCUUUUCUUUAGAAUCACCACUCCCAAGGUAUUAUCCAUAUUAAUUUCACUAGGUCAUGCUAGCCCACACUGUCAUACUGAGGUGUGGUCGCCGCACGUUGUCUCGGUGGAUUCAAAGGCAUCCGAAAACAACCUCAGUCUCUCCAAGUCCACAAGAAGGACUACAAGAGGAGCGAUGGCACUAUGUGCCACCAGAACUUCAGGCAGUCAUCACUGAGGGUCGUCCACUCAGUCAGACUGACUGGGAACAACUGAAGUCUGUGUCUGUUGGAUACAAGAACAUCACAGAAAGGAACUUUCCUGGCUUUGUCAUGAGAGUAUGUGCUGCACAAAGUAAAUUUGCUGUUGGCAAGUCCCUUCUGAACACAUUGGAAAAAUGGAACACUCCUCCAGGCAUAGGAACAUUGUCGAAGUUCAUGCGACUGUGUGGCACUAGCCUGGAAGACUGUGGCGAGGAUGUCAUUUUGGCCACAUAUGACAAAAUUAAAAGAAUGACAGAUGUGUUUGAUGAGGGGACUUUGGAAGAUAUGAUAAUUGCCCUCUGUGAAACCUCCCAAUGGACUGAAUCCAUCAAGUUGCUCAAGGUGAUGGAAAAUCAAAACCUUGCUUCUGGGAGACCCAAUCUUCUCAGUCACAUUGCAAUAGCUGCAUUCAAAAGGGGGAACCACAACUUGGGAUGGGAGAUGGUGGUCAAGAUCCAUGAACUUGGAUUAGAACAUCGACCAAGUGAAACAGUCUUUGACACCUGGCUGGACCUUUGCAACGAGCAUGUCAGGCUCGGCGAUGAGAGCAGCCAAGAUCAGGCUUGCAAUAUGUUCUGGAGGAUGAUGCAUUAUAUAAGAGACUAUCAAUACUACCCCAGUGUGACUCUGGUUCAAAGGAUCACCGACUGCUUCAAUGCCAUCAAUAAAAUUUCCACAUCUGCAGUCCUCACUACCAUUUCUCGAGGCUCUAGAGUGUGCCAGAAUUGUGGUGAAGUUCUUCCAGCCUACAAAUUUGAUGAAAAUGAAUUCUUAUCCUUGAGAUCUGCUUUCAUGGAGAAGGUGAUCACAGGAAACGAUGUCUUCAUGAAAACCAGUCCAUUUGAGCUGAGGCAAUUCAGGGAGAUGGUCACCAUGGCUGCACCAUUUGAUCUUGUUAUAGAUGGUCUGAAUAUCUUAUACCGGAUCAGCAAUAGUCACAAAAAGUCUUCUGGCUUGAAUCAGCUUGCAUCAAUAGUGCAGUUCUAUGCUGAAGACUUGAAGAAGAAGGUCCUUGUCAUGGGAAGGCAUCAUAUGAGAAGAAAAGAUUCUGCAGCUCUGAAAUACAUAAAAAAGCGCUCCCUUCUGUUCACCACAGAAUCCUUAUCCCAGGAUGACCCAUUCCUCAUCUAUGCUGCCUUGAGCAGUGGACCUGAAUGCUUCAUCCUCAGCUGUGAUAUGUUACGGGACCAUACAGCCCGCAUUCAUGAUCAUUCUCUCAAGAGACUCUUCCUUAAAUGGCUACAUUGCAGACGAAUGGAGUUCCAUGGACUGAAUUCUUCUGGAAAACCCAUUAUCCAGGCACCAAUACUGCAUGCAGUCCAGCUCCAUGAACACCAACAUGGCUAUCACUUGCCAUACAAUGAUGGAUCAGUGAAGAGUUUCCUGAGUGUGCCUGAAACUUGGAUCUGUACACAUGUGCCAUCUAAGUCCUCACUCCUUUAUAAGAAAUGAAAGUGUUAUGUAAAGA